CAAUGUAGCAGGAGGCCCACGUUGAUUGCUUGCAUUGUGUGCAGGUCUCUGGAUGCUUUUGAAGCACCUGGCAGAGCUCAGCAGGGAUGUAGAUGGCCUCAUGUACCUGUUGCACUGAGAGCUUUUUACGUUGCCCUGUUAGGAUCUUCUUUGUUUGCCUUUCAGGACAAUUCUCACUGGGCCCAGGUCCAAGAAAUCGUGCAGGAGUGCCUGUCGAGACUACCCGUGCUCCUUCAGGAGGCAGUGGAAGACAGCCUCCAUGAUAUCCAGUACUAUUUUUCUGUCCUCAUUCUCGCCAAUCUAAAGAAAGGAGCCAGAAGGGCAGAGGAGCUGUGCGAAGACAAAGUCAGAAGUUGGGGUUUACCUGUUAUUGGAUACCCCUAUGCUACGUACCGAGCUCUGUGUGCUCGUCAAGGCGUCUACAGCUCGGUAGCAUGUGGGUUUGUUGAUUUCAAUGAGCAACUCACAGAGCCAAUAUCCAGUGCAGUCUCCGUGACCUGGAAUGAAGUCUUCAGUUGUAGAUUGGGCGAGUCCAUCGAACAGUUCAGCAAAGCCAUCUUAGAUAAAUUGAAAUACUUCUUCAGAGAUCUCAAGAACAAGCUCCAGGAAAAAGGCAGAAACACAGAGCCAGUAAACGUCAUUCAGAGGCAUCAAAUGGAAGCUGUCCAGGCUUUGUUGUGUAACUUUCUCCUGGAUCAGACCGAGUACAUCAAUAAAAGGCAGCGUGGUAUAUCCCGUGUCCUGACACCAGAAAUACAGGCUAGCAUGAAACCAAUAUAUGCAGUUUGUAGCCAACUGAAUGGUCCUGGCUGUUUCCAGAGAAUGAAAGAUCUUAUGCAGAGGCACGUCCACAGUCAGAAAGAGACCAUGUUUAACCGUGUCACUGAUAAGUUAUGGCACCAGCUUGACCUGCUCCAGAUCUACAUCGGUGGUAGUUUUGAGUGCCUGGUUCAGGAGCUGACUAAAGCCUUGACUCUGCAGUUUGAACCAAUGCUGAAGCCUGUCCAGAAAAAUGAUGGAAUUAUUCCAGAUUUAGUGAACAUCUGUGCCAAAGUCAGCAAGAUUUGUAAAAUAUCUCGUAUAGAUUAUGUUCUUCCCAACCUCAGCAAGACAGAAAGCUGUUCUGUGCCUGCUUCUCCUGGGAAGGAGCUGCCGUUAAAGAGGGAGCUGCAGGAAGGCUUGGAUCCCCCAAACUUCUUGGGAAAGUGCAAUAUCAUCCGCAUUGGGACCGUGUCACUUUCUCACAUUAAUCCCAUUCAGAUAUCUGUGCAAGAAGUCACCAUCACUAUGACAGAUAAUACCACCGUGACUCUUCCGUUCAGCAGCGUGUAUCUUUGUGAAUGUUGCUUCCACCUAUAUUAUUUGAUCCUUCAUCUCUCUCCUGAGUUUGCCAAGAACAUUUAUUCCAGAUUGGGAAUCCAGGCAUCCAACCCAAGUAACCAGGAGGCUCUCAUUAUCCUGGACAAGCUCCAGGACCCAUCAUCUUUCCAUAGCUUGAUAGAAUUCAUUUCGGCAAGACAUGGGGGCAUACCUUGGUUCCGGGAACUAAAUCUGCAGCAGGGAAGAGAGAAACUGGAAUCGCUGGGGGUGUAUUACACUGUCAAAGACUUAAAAUAUGAUGACGAAGAAAAGACUCUUGAGGUCCCACCUUCCAGUUUGCCAUCAGAUCAACCAACCGUCUUCACCAUCGCACAGCAGCCCCUGCUCCCUGGCGUGAAGUGUUAUCCAUAUGGCAGAAAGAGAGGAGGAGGAGAGAUCCAGUCACAGUUGGAGAAGAAGCACAAAGGCAAAACCAUAGAACAAAGCCCAGAAGUGGAACCUGCUGGGUUCCAUCUACUGAGCCAACACGUUCCUGGCAGACUGGUGGUCUCAGCCAGAAAGUCCAUGGCAAGUCACCCACAGAACACAAGCAGAGAGUGUGCACCUGCAUUUUACGACUGGAAUACAACCUCCGUUCCAGGAACAUCUGUGUCUGAGGCACCACCCAGCUCUCAUGUAACUGUGAAGGAUGAAAGAGAGCUGUUUACCAUUCCAAGUGAAGCAGGUACCCUUCAUGUCCGAGCCAAAGAGGGUGUUUGGGGAAAGUGGCGAAAUCUAAAUGCUCAGGAAGACAACAGUUCUGAUGGGGAUAAAAUGGAGACCAAUGGAAACACGCACACUGCAAAAGAUUCAUGGAGCCCACACUAGUUUGUUAUAAUACAAAGAUUGUUACCUGACUUAUAUACACACAAUAUAUGAACAUAUAUCAUCGGUACCAAAAGGCUGUAGAAAUAGACUUCUUCCCGUUGAAAAAUUAUUCUGAAACUGAUCGUCAAGUAAUCUUACACUGAUAAUGUAAUACGAUUUACUGAGUGAAUUCUGGGCACUGUCUCUGAAGUACCAUGCUGCAUCAGUGCCUCUUUUCAGAAUGGAAGAGUUUGCAUACAACAGCAAAGCUGAAGUAUCCAUUUGGACAAUAGUUGACUGUUUCUUGAAAGAGAAAUUAAGUGAGUCAGCAGCAUGCAGAGAUGAUAUAAAUGGGACUCCCCCUUUGCUAAGACACUUGACUCUAGAGUGUAGCCAACAACUCUUUGCCAGUGAAAGCCAUGUUGCUAAAGAAAAACUUAGAGUAACAGUAACUCAUCCAAAAUGCAUAGAGUCAAAUGCUAAGACACUGUAGCCUACAUAUUAAUCCAAAGCAACAGAUCGUCGACCCACUGAUUUUUGGAGAGGAAAACAGAUUGUGAUUUGAUCAACAGAAAACUUCUGCAAUAAUAAAGAACAACUUCUUGUUGUUCUGUGUAAAUUGAGGGGAUGGAUGAUGUCCCAGGAUGGUGCUGGAGAAUCAGCUUAUCCUGCCUGCGGUGGGGAUUUUCAAAUACAGACAGGUUGUGCUCGAAGUUCAGCAGAAGUGGAAAGGAAGUAGGAAAGUUCUAAUCGGAAAAGAUAAUAUGUUUAGUGUAACCCCCUAAGUAAACAAAUCUACAUUAAAACCUCUCCCUGGCCUUCUGGUGAGGUGUGACCCAAACUUCCAUCAGGUGAGAGUGAGUUCUUGGGGUUACACUGUGUGUCAAGUGUGAGAAAUGGCUGAGUUUUGUGUCCCAUAAGGACAUGGUUUCUGAGAGAGCCUGGAGUCGGAUUAUAAUUUUCUGUAUCAUAAAGCCCUGCAGUGUUAGAGUGGCAGUGGAUGCAAGUGGGGCUUGAUCCAAAGCCCACUGAAAUCACGUAGAGACUCACACUGACUUCGGUGGUCUUUGGAGCAGGCCCUAAAUGAAGACGAGAAUCCUUGGUGAAGAGGAAUCUGUGCAGUACAGUUAAAUCUUCAUGGAUUAACUGUUUAGUUUUGCUUUCUCUAAAUAUUCCCAGUUCUGAUUAGUUUCAUAAUGGAGUCUUUGCUGAACAGAGCUAUGGAGCACAAUGAUCUGUUUAAUAGUAUUGCCCCCACCCUUCCCUGUCUUGUUUCUCCUUUUUAAUGUGUUUCCAUCCUUUCCCUGCGAUGCUGCCUGCUGCUAAAUUUGCAAGUGCUGUAAGAAUUUUUAUGCUGUUGAGCAGGGUUGUUUUUUUGUUUUGUUUUAACUGAAUGCAGGACUCUUUGAGGUAAAGCAGAUAAACUGCUGGGAUGUUAGGAACCCAGCCUGACUGAAAGUGUCUCUUGGUGCAUCACUUCAGCUGGCAAACUGUUUUUGCCUUAUACCAAUAUGGUGUUUUCUAGCAUUGCUUGAAUCAUGCAUUGUAUUUGUGCCUUUUUGUGUUUAUAAAAUAAAAAUACUUGCUAUUCUUCCAAAAAAAACUUAUACAAGUA
Molecule: messenger RNA, 3781 nt
Organism: Trachemys scripta elegans
Lineage: Eukaryota; Metazoa; Chordata; Testudines; Emydidae
Exons: 14
Coding region: 655-2187 (510 amino acids)
Source: RefSeq, a predicted model, not a curated record